AUGAAUAAGAUGGAUGACAAAGAAAAAGUCAUGAUCGAUGAAAAAGAAAGAGUUUUGAUUGAAGAAGAUAAGAAAGCCAUGUUGAGUGAUGAAGAGAAAGCUAUGAUAGAAGAAGAAGAUCAAGCCUAUCUAGAUUGGUUGAUUGAAACCAUAUCUAAAGAAAAAAACAUGACGUCCCUGGGCAACGCCAUGAUGGGUACUCUGCUCGGGCACUCAGAUGCGGAGAAAAUGUUUAGACCAUGGUGGGAUUCUCUGGAAGAUUUUGUAAUCUAUGGUUUAAUCAUGCUCGGACUUAUUGUCAGUCCGACGACAAUCUUCAAUGGGACUCCACUCUUCUGCACACAGUGUACAAAGCCUGGACAGUGCGGGGAUAAUCCUAGCUCGGUCGAUGACCCUGGUUACUAUCCUUACUGGGUCAAAUCUUACUGCACAAUGACGUCAUUGACAAUAUUUACAUUAUACUUCCCAUACAUUCUCCUUCUCUCAGCUCUAGCUUUAGCUGCUAUUGAACGGUUGUUCUCCCGAAUGUUUAAAACAAAUAUUCAAAUAGAAGGAUUCUAUUCUCUACUCAAGGCUGAAGUAUCAUCAAAUAUCGAGAGUAAUGAUAUAACUGUAGAGCUAGAGAACAAUGUUCGGACUGUGGAAAUCAGAGAAUCUUUUAAGGUAUAA
This is a messenger RNA of Eurytemora carolleeae, 669 nucleotides long. RefSeq lists its product as uncharacterized. NCBI's taxonomy places the organism in Eukaryota, Metazoa, Arthropoda, Copepoda, Calanoida, Temoridae. Bases 1 to 669 code for a protein of 222 amino acids. The record is from RefSeq and is a predicted model, not a curated record. The transcript is spliced from 7 exons.